Salvelinus fontinalis (brook trout) is the source of this 1546-nucleotide messenger RNA. Its product is annotated as zinc finger and SCAN domain-containing protein 2-like. The transcript has 2 exons. Bases 84 to 1199 code for a protein of 371 amino acids. Lineage: Eukaryota; Metazoa; Chordata; Actinopteri; Salmoniformes; Salmonidae. Gene Ontology annotation, molecular function: RNA polymerase II cis-regulatory region sequence-specific DNA binding; DNA-binding transcription factor activity. Gene Ontology annotation, biological process: regulation of transcription by RNA polymerase II. The record is from RefSeq and is a predicted model, not a curated record.
AGUACUUGGCUACUCUUGCCUUCUUCACAGCGGUCUGGGUAUCUAGGUGUAUUUCGAGAAUAUUUCUUGCCCCCUAUCGUCCAAUGAUGACUAAAUUACAAUAUCUGAAUGUGUAUCUAACUGAGCGUUUGAUGCAAGCUGCCGAGGAGAUACUUGGAGUGGUCGGAGACACGAUUUCCGAAUACCAGGAAGAAAUAGUCAGGACGAAGAGAGAGAACCAAUACCUGAAACAACACUUGAUCACACCGGUCUUCCCUGCUCCUCGGCCCAUUCUCUCUUGGGUCUCGGAGCAGCAAACUCCCCCUGAGCAACAGCACUGUGAGCAGGAGUGGAGCCCCAGUCUGGGGCAGGAGGUCACAGAGCCCACACAGAUUAAACAGGAACAGGGUGAACUCAGGACUCGUCGGGAGGUAGAGGAGAUUCAAGGGCCGGAGGCUGAUACCAAAGAAGACUCCAUAACCAUUCCUCCCUGUGUGAAAAGUGACUGUGAUCAGGAGCCACCUCAGCCCACACAUCUUCCCCAAACUGUGGAGAACAGAGAGAAGUACUCUCUACUGACCAACACAGCUGGACAGAUCAAAACAGAACCCGAUGGCGAGGGCUAUGGAGUAUCACUAUCAGAACCAACCAGUGACUCCCCUCAGUCUCAGCCCCUCUCUGCAGUAAAUCCAGACUGUUCUAGAACACAGAGUGAGAACACUGACAGUGUUACUGAUGUUUCGAGAGAUCCAGAAAGGAGACCAGAGGACACACAGACCCACUCAUGUACUCAGUGUGGAGCCGUGUUCUGUGAGCUUUCCCAACUGGAGGCACACAUGCUAUCCCACACAGUACCACACAGUGGUGACACUAGUCACAGGCAAAUCCUCUGCACAGUCUGUUGGAAGUCAUUCACCUCUACCAGUUACCUCAAGGUCCACCUGCGUUCUCACACUAAUGAGAAGCCCUUCCACUGUGGUGUGUGUGGCAAAAGCUUCAGCUACUCAGGCAGGUUCAGGGAGCACCAACGCAUCCACACUGGAGAGAGACCGUACCGCUGCCACGUGUGUGGUAAGCGCUUCAACCGGUCUGCACAUCUGAAGACCCACCUGAGGGUCCACACAGGGGAGAAACCCUACUCCUGUCCUGUCUGUGGAAAAGGAUUCAGUCAGUCCAGCCAGAUCAAGGGACACCUCAGAACUCACACCCGAGGGAGGUAGAAGAUUCCUUAGAGGGGAAGGAGCUCAUGAGGGGAUAGACAGAGCCUUCUGUUCUCAAAGUGCCUCCCUUUGCUUCACUUCUACAUAUAAUUGUAACACUAGAGGACUAUAGCAUGUGUGAUGUUUUGCAGACUGUAACUGAGCCACCUCAUGUCUGCAUUGAUUUGAGAGUUGCUUAAUAACAUGCUAUGAAAAGACUUGACCCUUAUGUAUCACUAGGUUAAACUAACUAUUUUAGAGAGAAAUAUAAUGUUCAUUUUGGUUAGAUUAAAAAAUAUAUAUAUAUCUUCUUGAUUUUCAAUAGGAGCUGGUUGGUCUCCUUGCAAAUAAACUAACUCUGUCAUAUU